AUGGCCGCUAAAUCGGAUGGAGCAGCCGUGUGUCUGACCGAGAAUGAGUCCGAGUCUCGGUGGCUCGUCGGCCCGGACCAGCGUCCAGCGCCGCACUGCCGUGCCGAGAACCGCUACACGCUGCUGGACUGCUGCUGGGUGCUGUGCGCCCUGCUGGUUUUCUUCUCCGACGGAGCCACCGACCUGUGGCUGGCAGCGGACUACUACUUGAGAGGGGACUUUUGGUGGUUCGGGCUUACGCUGGUCUUCGUGGUGGUUCCCUCCGCUGUGGUUCAGGUUUUGAGUUUCAGGUGGUUUGUCUAUGAUUACUCGGAGAUGAACGACAGCUCCAGAGAAGAGGCGGCGGCGAGGGGGGGUGGAGGCGACAGCAAUUUCAGCACCAAGGGCAGCGGACAGCGAGGCAGCGGCAGCGCCGUAGGAGUCAGACCGCUGCCAGCGCAGAGCUCAAGGGGUCGGACCCUAAGAUGCUGCAGAGUGUGCAUGUGGGUCUUCCAGACCGUUAUACACAUCCUGCAGCUGGGCCAGGUCUGGAGGUACCUCCACACGCUGUACCUGGGUUUGCAGAGCCGGUGUCAGGGCAGGCCAGGCCAUCGCCACUGCUACUGGCGGCUGAUGUUCGAGACGGCCGACAUCAACAUGCUGCGUCUGCUGGAGGCGUUCCUGAAGAGCGCCCCACAGCUCGUCCUGCAGCUCAGCAUCAUGAUCCACAGCAGACACAUACUGCCCCUGCAGGGUCUCUCGGCCUCGGCGUCUCUGGUCUCCCUGGCUUGGAUGAUCGCAUCCUACCAGAAGGUCCUCCGCGACUCGCGCGACGACAAGCUGCCCAUGUGCUAUAAGGCGGUGGUCGCGCAGAUGCUCUGGCACCUCUUCACCAUCGGCGCUCGCACGGUGGCCUUCGCCCUCUUCGCCUCUGUCUUCCAGCUCUACUUUGGCAUCUUCGUGGUGGCACACUGGUGCGCCAUGACCUUCUGGGUCAUCCAGGGCGAGACGGACUUCUGCAUGUCCAAGUGGGAGGAGAUCAUCUACAACAUGGUGGUGGGCAUCAUCUACAUCUUCUGCUGGUUCAACGUCAGGGAGGGGCCGGGACGCUAUCGCCUGGCCGUGUACCACUGCUUGAGCCUGGUGGAGAAUGCUGCGCUCACCGCAGCCUGGUACACCUACCGGGCACCGCACACCUCGGACUUCCACGCCCUCGUCAUUGUGUGCGUGGUGGUGUGCAGCUACGCCCUGGGCACCUUCUUCAUGUUUGUCUACUACUGCCUGCUCCACCCAGACGGCCCCGUCCUGGGGAGCCCAUGGAGUUGUGUGGACGAAGGCAUGGGUGUGGUGGGCUUGGGCGAGGUGGGUGUGCCCCUGCCCCCGCCGGACGUGGUCACAAGCCCCCCGAGGACCCUGCAGAGGACUACGGGUGGGGAGCGGGAGCCCGGGGCCGGAGACAGGGACAGCUGCCUGCCUGUCUUCCAGGUGAGGCCACCUACGGUGCCGCCCACACCCUCCCCCCGCACACCCAGGGUCGAGGGCCCCGUGAUCCGCAUUGAUCUGCCCAGGAAGAGCUACCCAGCUUGGGACGCACACUUCAUCGACCGCAGGCUUCGGAAGACCAUCUUGCUGCUGGAGAACACGUCACCAGCGACGCCACGCAUCCAGUACCGCAGCCUCGGCAGCCCCAGAGAGGUGAUGGAGUAUGAGACUAGUGUAUAGGGCAGUCCCACCUUUCCCCCAAUAGGGGGCGCCACCCAUAGCUCUGCGUCACUGCACACCAGGGCAGCCGCGAGCGGGGCGGCAGACAAUGCAGGGAGACGGUGUCCAAGACCACGGUUGGUGCUACAACGUCGCACCCGUGCAUGCAUGGGGCACGGGACAUUGCCGUUGCUUGGCAACGAUCUCCUGUUCUCAGAGAGGGCACACGAUGAACAUGAAUGAGGUUAGAGUUUAAAGGUCAACAGGUAAAGGAUCGACAGCUAAUGGAAAAGACACCUUAGGAAAAGAAUAGUACUGUAAUGCCAAGAGUGAUUAAAAAAAAAACAAAAAAACGCCAGCACACGGUGAUGAUACUGAUGACUUCUGAUGAUACAUGUUAAAUUCUAGAUGAACCAAUCAGCUUAGCCCAGGACUGCCUUUAGAGCGGUUCUGGUCUAAAUAAUUAUUGUUAUAGUGAGUUGGAAACAGUACCAGUUGUGUAUUACUUUGCUUAUGUGAAUGGUGAGAGUAGCCAGUCCAAUCAUCCAUUUUCCUUAAACAGGUAAUUAUUAAUUUAUUUAUUGGUUUAUCUUUAAUUUUAUAAACUCUGUGGCCAUGAUAUGAUUCUUCCUAUGCUAUAUCAAUGUAUACAUAUAAUAUUUUGUUAUAUGUAUACAGUAUAUUGGAAUGGUGCCAGUGUGUUAGUAUGACUGUUUUUAUUUAUUUAUUUAUUUAUUUAUUUAUUGUAUGUUCGGAUGGUUUUUGAUCAUAUUGCAUUGUUUAUCUGUAAAGAUAAGAAGCAGAAAAGUAUAUAUGAAGAAAAAAAAUCAUCAAGACAUGAUCAAAAUGUA
Molecule: messenger RNA, 2531 nt
Organism: Electrophorus electricus (electric eel)
Lineage: Eukaryota; Metazoa; Chordata; Actinopteri; Gymnotiformes; Gymnotidae
Gene: xkr7b
Product: XK, Kell blood group complex subunit-related family, member 7b
Biological process (GO): engulfment of apoptotic cell; apoptotic process involved in development; phosphatidylserine exposure on apoptotic cell surface
Cellular component (GO): plasma membrane
Source: RefSeq, a predicted model, not a curated record